AUGGGACGUAAGGAGCAUGGAGGACUUGGCAUGGACGCAGCUCAACUGGAUACGCAAAGGAAGAAGGAGGAAGCCAUCUUGAAGACCAGACCAUCUACUCGACCAACCGGUCGAGUUCCUCAACUCGACCGGCCAAGCUUCAACUCGAUCGAGCUGAGAAGUCAACAGUCAAACCCGAAAAAUGUUGCUUCCCCCUUGACUUCCUUUGACCCUAAACCUAAUCCUCUUGGAAUUGUUGACUGUGUUUGUGUUUGCAUCUUACCACCUCAUCAUAUACCACUGUUGCAUUCCACCACAUUUCAUUCAUAUCUUUCACAUCCACACACAAAUCCUAUCAUCACAACUCCAGCUCCUGACUCAGACAUAGAAAUCGUCGCCAGAUACGCCUCACAGCCCCGCUCUAACAACUGCUCGGCCUGA
Molecule: messenger RNA, 420 nt
Organism: Microthlaspi erraticum
Lineage: Eukaryota; Viridiplantae; Streptophyta; Magnoliopsida; Brassicales; Brassicaceae
Source: the annotation of a GenBank genome assembly